GUGCAACAGAAACGUAUUCUACAAGCUUUGCCUUACAAACUUGCUCAUUUCUCUAGUAUAAGUAGUAAUGAGGUGAUGGAGUAUUGUGGAGAUUUUUCAAGAGCUAUCACUUGUUCCUUACUUGCCUUUUUUCCCUUGCAUUCCCUUUCGUUGAGAUAAAUCUCAGAUCCUACACAGUUUUCUCUUGCCCAUAUUUUGUUCUUUGUUUUUUUCAUCCACAUUCUUUCAUCUUUACUAUUUAUUUAUUGAUAAGAUGAGUCUUACUAUUGAUCCUCUUCAAAAAAUCUCUCCACGGAAGGAAGCUUGGAGUAUUGAGGCUAAGAUCUUGACCAUUUGGGAAGAUGCUAGCAUUGUUAAUGAAAAUAUGCAGAAACUCUUACAUGUGGUCUUGAUGGAUAAGCAGCACGACAAGGUCCAAGCAACUGUUGAGGAUGAUUUGAUCACAACUUUUAUUCAUCAGUUAAAAGAAGGACACGUAUUCAUUAUUUUCGACUUCAAAGUGAUACCUAAUGGUGGAUUGGUUAGGGUUACAAGACAUCGGUUCCGCAUCCUUUUCAAGUGUAGUACCUCUGUUGUUGCAACUGCAAGUAGAGUCAUACCUAAUCCUGGUUUAAGUCUAACUUCUAUGGACGAGAUUCUUCAAAAGCGCACUGAUUAUGAGUAA
Messenger RNA from Arachis ipaensis, 664 nucleotides. NCBI's taxonomy places the organism in Eukaryota, Viridiplantae, Streptophyta, Magnoliopsida, Fabales, Fabaceae. The record is from RefSeq and is a predicted model, not a curated record.